AUGCCUACAGCUACAAGAAAAACAAACUCCAGCAUAAGAGAGGUAGCCACCACCGCGCCGCUGUCACGGUGGCGACCAGACAGCGGGUGGGACUCGGAUGACCUUGGUGCUGAUCUCGAGUCGGAAACCAAUGUCUCCGAGAGGGAUUGGUAA
Molecule: messenger RNA, 153 nt
Organism: Morchella sextelata
Lineage: Eukaryota; Fungi; Ascomycota; Pezizomycetes; Pezizales; Morchellaceae
Exons: 2
Coding region: 1-153 (50 amino acids)
Source: RefSeq, a predicted model, not a curated record